Molecule: messenger RNA, 370 nt
Organism: Prunus avium (sweet cherry)
Lineage: Eukaryota; Viridiplantae; Streptophyta; Magnoliopsida; Rosales; Rosaceae
Source: RefSeq, a predicted model, not a curated record
GACGUCCCGGAGGUGUUGGUGGCUUUGGCAAGAGCGCUGAUUACUCCGAUGAUGGACCCCGCGGCAGCCGCCACAAUGAGACCGCUGCAUAUGUCGUCACUGCAACUCAUGAAUCUGAAAUUGACUACAAGAAGGAGGAGAAGCACCACAAGAAUCUUGAGCACCUAGGCGAGGGCGGGGUUGCUGCUGCUGGUGUUUUUGCCCUGAAUGAGAAGCACAGGGAAAGGAAAGACCCAGAGCAAGCCCACAGGCACAAGAUAGAGGAGGAGGUUGCUGCAGCAGCUGCAGUUGGGUCUGGUGGAUUUGCCUUCCAUGAGCAUCAUGAGAAGAAAGAGACAAAGGAAGAAGAGAAAGACUCUCAUGGAAAGAA